AUGGCACGCUCGGCAUCAACAUCGACAUCGACGCCCUUGGGCCGGUUUCUCUUCCUGGCGCUCGCCGCGCUGGGCGCGCUCGUCUGCGCGAAUGCGACGCAGGUAAUGCAGCGACCAGCAGACUACAUGGACCCCCCGCGCGUGUUCCCGACGGGAGAUGCGACGCCUCACGUCGUGCAGAAGCGCGCCAGCACCGGCUACGUCCAGGCUGCAUACUUCACAGACUGGUCAAUCUAUGGCGCCAACUUCCAGCCGACGAAUAUCACUCCAUCAGACCUCACGCAUAUCUUGUAUGCGUUUGCGGACGUCUCGCCUGACACUGGGAACAUCUCGCUGGCGGACUCGUAUGCGGACGAGCAGAAACACUUCCCUGGCGAUUCGUGGGAUCAGACGGGAAACAACCUCUUCGGCUGCUUGAAGCAGGUUUGUCAUCCUCUUGGCGUAAUGAUCUCCACUAGAAAUCCGCCUCCGCAGAUGUAUCUCCUCAAGCUCGCGAACAGGAACCUCAAGGUGCUCCUCUCGAUCGGCGGCUAUACCUACUCGCAAGACGGACACUUCAGUUUCGUCACAGACGCGAGCCUGCGUUCGACCUUUGUUGCGAGCGCGGUGAGCUACGUCGAGAACUUCGGGCUUGAUGGCAUCGACCUCGAUUACGAGUAUCCGGACACGCCCGAGCUCGCGCAGGGCUUCGCGGAUCUCAUCACGGAGUUGCGUACUGCAUUUGACGACCUCGCCACGAGUAAGGGCGAUACCAUUCCCUAUCAACUUACCGCGGCUGUGUCUGCGGGAUGGGACAACUAUCAGUACCUACUAGUCCCACAGAUGGACGCGGCGCUGUCAUACUGGAAUCUUAUGGCGUACGACUAUGCCGGUUCGUGGCUGAACAUCACUGCUAACCAAGCGAAUGUCUACGAUCCGACGCUCACAAACACGUCUACGAACAAGGCGAUUAAGUGGUACCUCGAGAAUGGAGCAACCGCGAGCAAGAUCAACAUGGGUGUCCCGCUAUACGGCCGUGCGUUUGAGAAUACGACUGGAAUCGGAGCACCAUACAAUGGGGUCGGUCCGGGUACGCUUCAGGCUGGAAUCUACUCUUACAGUGACCUCCCGCUCGCUGGAGCGUCGGUGUACGAGAACUACACAGACAUAGCGAGCUAUUCAUACGACUCGACGAAGAUGGAGCUUGUAUCGUAUGAUACACCGGACAUUGUCACGAAGAAGGCGGAGUACGUCAUCGCGAACGGCCUCGCAGGGUCCAUGUUCUGGGAUCUCUCAACGGACAAGACAGGCUCGGAGUCGUUGGUGUACACGACGUCCCAGACGUACGGAUCGCUGGACCAGACUCUGAACCAUAUCGACUACCCCGACAGUGAGUGGACGAACAUCGCAAACAACAUGGGCGAGUUGAACACGACGACAACGACAACGACAACAACGACGACAACAACAAGUGCGUCCACGACGACGACAACGACAAGUGCUUCCACGACUGCGACUGCGACGACAAGUACUGCGACGACUGCGACAAGUGGAACGCCCACGACGACGACGUCUUCUGCGACUCCGACCACCACCACAACGGGCGAGUGUAGUGGAGUCGGCGCGUGGAGCGCUACGGCGACGUAUGUCGGAGGAGAUAAUGCGACAUAUGGCGGCGACCUCUGGACGGCGAAGUGGUGGACGUACGGGGACACUCCAGGCGGAUCGGCGGGCGUCUGGACCGACGAUGGCGCGUGCUGA
Messenger RNA from Fibroporia radiculosa, 1740 nucleotides. RefSeq lists its product as uncharacterized. Gene Ontology annotation, cellular component: extracellular region. Gene Ontology annotation, biological process: chitin catabolic process; carbohydrate metabolic process. Bases 1 to 1740 code for a protein of 579 amino acids. Gene Ontology annotation, molecular function: carbohydrate binding; chitinase activity; chitin binding. NCBI's taxonomy places the organism in Eukaryota, Fungi, Basidiomycota, Agaricomycetes, Polyporales, Fibroporiaceae. The record is from RefSeq and is a predicted model, not a curated record. The transcript has 17 exons.